Messenger RNA from Saccostrea echinata, 660 nucleotides. RefSeq names its product myosin-2 heavy chain-like. Lineage: Eukaryota; Metazoa; Mollusca; Bivalvia; Ostreida; Ostreidae. The coding region runs from base 1 to 660 and encodes 219 amino acids. The record is from RefSeq and is a predicted model, not a curated record. The transcript has a single exon.
AUGUCGAAUAAAUUAGAACAAGUAUCAACUAAGCUAAACAAAUUAGACCACAUUGAAAAGAGACUCAAUGAACUGGAACGAAAUGCCGUAAAUGUCAACACAGAGUUAAAAGAGAUGAAGGUCAAGGUUAACGGUGUAGAGGAGUGUGUGACACAUAUCAGUAAACAAUACGAUGACCAAACGAGGGAAGUUAAAGAAAUGAAAAAAUCUGUAAGUAACAUAAGAAAUGAAAAUGAAGUCAUCUUGAAUGAAUUAGAAAUAGUGAGGAAUAAAUUCGAGGAUUUGAACGAACGCCAUUUAGAUCUACAAACUAGAUCUAUGAGAGACAAUCUCAUAUUCAGUGGUAUACCGGAGACACAAGACGAAAAUACAGAGGAGGUACUGAAAGAGUUCAUAAGCUCAGAAAUGAAUAUCACAGAAGCUCCACAGUUCCAUAGGGUACACCGAAUAGGGAAGAGAUUAACGGAUAAACACAGACCAACCGUCGCAAAGUUCGUGCUGCAUAAAGAAAGAGAAAAAAUAAGAAAGGCCGCCCCAUCAACCUUAGAGGGAAAAGCAUUUGGAGUUAAUGAGCAAUUCCCCAAGGAAAUUAACGAGCGCAGGAAAGUCCUAUACCCUCACUACAAAAAAGCAAAAAAAAACUUGGAAAGAAGGCUGUGA